AUGAAAACGAACGUGUGGGUCCUUUUUGUGCUUCUUGUAUUCCUCACCACUUUUCCUAUAUUCUUUCUUUAUCGUCAACUAGGAUCAGGAAUAGUCUCUCAAGAAGAUCUCCUUUACCAGAACGAUUACAAUACACUCCCAAAUGGAAAUAACGAUCCCUUUGAUUGUAUGCAAUUCCCGGAUGAUAUGCAAUCUUAUCCGAAUUGUCAAGAAAAGUUGCAGUGGUUGAGAAAUGGGUGGAAGACACAUCAAUGUUAUGCUGAUUAUGGUGUUAACGGGUCGAUUUGCUCUAUGCGACGCUAUCUUUCUGAAGUUGAAAAUCACUGCCCUCCGCUUUUCUUCGACGAAGUAGAAUCUAGUUCCAGAACAGUUGAUUUUGCAAAGGGAUGCGAUAUCAAAACAAGAGUUAAAAAUCAUGCAACUAAAGUACGACUUCAAGCCAGGGCCAAUGAUGCUCCCAACACCGAUCUGAAAAAACUUUUUCUGAGGCUCGCCGGAAAUGCUGAAAAUUAUGAUUACAUCAAAAAUCGUCUCACACAAUACUGGUCAAGCUGGAUAGAUACUGAUCCAUCUUGGGGCUACUCUCAGAGACUAGUUUACACAUCGGUGAAAAAUCUCGCAGUGGAGGACCAUUGGGAGAAUUAUUGCAGUGGUCGGAUCUUAUCGCGUUGUUUGUUUCUGUUGGGGCACAACCUGUACAUAUCGAAUGAUAAGCCUUCCCUUAUUCGGCAUGUGGAUAAAUUUCCAUUUGACGGACCUUGCCCUAGUAAACAAAAACGUGUGGAUCUUAUCAUCACUGAUAUUAUUGGCUUGAGAUCGUUCCGGUCGCGAAGAGAAUUCCUUUUGCGGAACAAGUGUUUGAUACGUCUAGUCGACAGCUUCGGAACGCAUGUGGAGUUUAACUAUAGAUCUUACUUCAAAGCACACCAAGCUGAUUUCGCACAAAACGGAGGCGCUUCCUCUAAUCCUUGGGGAGGACAUGGACUAAAACUCCUACAGCACUGGACCUUCUUCCCGCAUACACCCGAUAACGAUUUUCUUGGAUUUGCCAUUCAUCAUAUUGAUGUAGAGCCACUUUACAAUCGAAAUGCCCUCGAUCGCCCAAUAUCGCUGGUGUAUGGGAAGGAGAAGUAUAUGUGGACGGAAUCGGAGCCCGUUAUAGAAGUUCUGAAGUCUUUAACGGAGGUGCACGCUACUGUUUCUGAUUUAAAGAAUGCCAAUGAAUCGGUGUUCUCUGGCAUCGUCAAUCAUGGUUUCCUAAACAUAACAGAGGUGGCAGCUCUCCUGAAAUCGGCCAGUGUCUUUGUAGGCCUUGGAUUCCCAUUUGAAGGUCCGGCUCCAUUGGAGGCUAUAUCGCAUGGUGCAGUGUUCAUCAAUCCAAAGUUUAAACCUGCUAAAACCCGGUUGAAUACGGCGUUCUUUCGGGACAAACCAACAUUGCGUGAGUUCACCAGCCAGUCUCCUUAUAUGGAACGCAUUGGGGUACCGUAUGUGUACACUGUUGACUUCAACAACACUGACGAAUUGGAAGAUGCCAUAAAGCGGGCAUUAAGUGAGCAGCCGAAAUUAGGCGCUCAAGGCGAGUCAUGUGAAAUGGCAUGCGAUUCUGCGGACUUGGUGUGUGAGCCAUCUUUUUUUCCUCACGUGAAUUCACCGAAAUUCAUGUCUAGCUGUGCAAGUCGACCACCGACAGGUACAAAAGCUACACCGUAUGAUCGACCUAGCCGACCAAUGACCAACACAUUACAUCUUCUGGCCAGCAGCUCGACCACAACAGCGCUUGAUGCGGCUCGUAAUUUGCUGGGUAAGUCAUUUUCCACAGGAAUUUAUCAGAUUUCUGAUGAUUGCUUGGUUUUAGUGCACGGUGCAAAUCCCUGUGCAAGGUCGGAUGACGGGUUGACGCCGCUACAUGUGGCUUGCGCUUACGACUGCUUAGCAAUGGCACAACUGUUGAUGCACUAUGGAGCUGAUCCACUGGCAGAAGAUCUGCACGGUCGCACUCCUCAGAACCUGGCUACGGGGAACACACAGAGGUUUCUUCAGCGAAUGCUUGCCAAAAGCACUAGAGAGCAGAGAGGAAUUAUAAGGCGGCUAUUUGCAUGUCAUGCUGGGAUGGGAACAGCAACCAAUACCAAUUUCAUGAGGAGCAUUCGAAGAAAAGUGCGGAGGUCGUUCAAUUUGGGCCGCAGGAGGCCAAGCUUGGUAGCACCUCCAGUGACUGAAGCCCCAACAAGUGCUUUUACAACCAAUGUUCCAGUUAUUACCACACAUAUCAGUGGUCAGGCUCCUUGCGGAGGUACACUUUCUUCCGGUCGCUCCACUGUUCCAGGCUAUCCCGCUAUCGACAAAAUGCCGCGCCCAACACCGUCUAAUCUACCGUAUCCAGCUGGUAAGUCUGACUUCCAAAACAUUUUAGUUCAGGUGUUUUGCUCUGAUUUCAUCAAAGCAAAGCUUGAGCGUACUGCUUUGCCGAAAUCAUUCCGAGGUGCUACAGUCAAUGGUCCACGCACACCUGCCCUUUCAAAUGAUGUCACUGUGGCUGUUCCUUCAAGUCCAAGGAGAUCAAGUAGUGAUCCUGAGAUAAAGUACGAACGAGACUGGCACCCCCGCUUCCCCCAAACGACUAAAGCGUAUACACCGCACCAUCUACCGUCUGGGGGACAGCCUGCGGCAUGGAGGCCUGGACAGAGUCCGUCGACGACUGCGAUGGACCAACAGCGCGUCUUCAGAAAUACACCAGUGACUGUUAGGACACGGCCUGAACCAUCAGCACCGCCGAUUGAAGAGAUGCCUGCUGACGAUCUUUCCAAGUGGUUAAGCGAAAAGGACAGCAGUCAAGAAAGUCAGAGCGCCUACCUCACGGCCGAUGAGAGCUUUGAUAUGACGGAGUUGCAGAAGAGAGUACAGCAGAUGAAAAUCGGCGAAGCGGUGUUGUCGCCUAAUGUUGAUGACGGUCAGCUGCGAAAGGUACGUCGUCUCACUGAUGCGCAGUUGAAAGCUGAGCUGAGAAAAGUUGGCAUCGUUGCUGGACCUAUGUGUGCCAGGACUCGUGGAAUGUAUGAGAAGAAGCUGGUUGCAAUGCGUCGUGGUGCGGCCAACGUAAAGGGAGUGCGAUACUCGCGUCAGCUGGAAAUGGCGAUGUUGGAUAUAUCUACAGCGGACAGAGGGAAGCCAUUGGAUGAUCAGGUCCGAGAAGAAUUCCAACUAGCUGGUGUGAGCGCGUUUUGCUAUCUGCUGUUAGAUCCUAGGAAGAUUUGCGUUGACGUCGAGUCGUUAGAUCUGAAAAGUUUCGUGCCGUCGAUUUUCUACGUUGGAAAGGGUUCAAAGGCGCGGCCCUUGGCCCAUUUGAUUGAAGCGAAGAAGGAGAAGGAAGCGAAGUCUCCAAAAAUGGUCUCGAACGCAAAGCUCCAACGCAUUGGUUCAAUCUGGGAAAACGGAAACGGUGUGAUUUGUUUACAGAUCAGUCACAGUGUUUCCGAUGAAGAGGCUUUUGUUCGUGAGGCUGCUCUUAUUGAAGCCAUCAAGCUGGAGAAUUUGACUAAUGUGAAGGGCGGUGAGUGGCGGGGUAAGAGCAAGUCAUGGUCGCCAUCUAUGAAAGCGGAAUUCGGUACGUAUCAAUUACUGCGAGCGAUGGGUGUGCUCAAAAUGGAAGGUAUCCGUCCGAUAUUCCCUCAAGCGCUUCCCGAGUCGUUGUAUCCUUUUGCACAGAAGAAGAAUGUUGCAUUAGACAAAUUCGAAGAGGAUGCACGAGUUGGUGAUACUCUCAUAGUGAAAGUGAAGCGAUGUGAUAUUGUGGGUGCAUAUGUGAAGCCCUUAUGCUUCGCCACACGCAUAAAACGUGAUUUGGAAUGGCUUGAUUUACAGUUGCUAACACCUUUAUCAGCACUUUCACGGCGUGUAGCUGUGGGACAGUACCUAGAGGCUCGAAUAUCGAGUGUUAAUCCAGUAAAGGUGGAACUUCUUGAAGACCGUGCAGAACCUGCGGCGGCCAUACGUAAAAGGCAGAAUGAGAUGCUUGCCGACGAGUAUGUGGUACGAGGCGUGGAGCACAUGCGGUCUGGCAAUCGUGAAGCGGCCAUCGUCGUGCUCAAUCAAGCGCUAGAAAUAAAUCCGCAUUGUGUCGAAGCGCUAGUGGCCAGAGGCGCAGCAUAUUCGACAAAUGGACACUACGUGCUGGCUGAGGCCGACUUUGAUCUGGCGCUCUCGCUGAUGCCAACCCACUCGAAUGCUCGUAAUUACAUGGUGGAGACACUUGUGAAAUAUGCAUCGCUGUUGGAAGUACAAGGUGAUUUGGAAAACGCGAAAAGCAAAUUCGAGAAAGUUUUGCGGCUAAAGGAAGACAGACGAGCGAGAACAGCGCUAGCGAAGCUGGAUAGGAAGAAGAGAAGUCCCUCUGUGGAAAUAUUGGAGAAUGAUAAUGACAAGCCUGAGUCGAAAAACGCAAAGCGCAGCGAUGUCGAAGAGGAAAAGCGUAAACGUCGAAGCACUCAAGAAGCUGAGCGAGAACGAAAGCGGGAACAAAUGCCAGUAUCAAUAUGUGAUGCGGAGGAUUCACACGACGAAAACUGUGGCUCGCCAUGCAGCGCAUUAUCGGAUGUGGAGAAACGUCGGAUCAAUAGGCAGUUGUUUUUGGCAUUUCCUCCGGAAGAAGCACGCCAUUCCGGCCAGCGAAUGUUCGUCUUUAUUCGAGGAUACGACGAGCUAGUGAGAGAAGACAUUGAGGAAAGCUUUCCUACUGGAUUUUACGUUCACCAUUCCCCCAUAGCGAUCGCCAUGCUUUCGGCUAUCGAGAAUCAUGACCAAUUGAUGUGUUCUUCCAUGACGAUAAAUGUAGUGUGGUUGAAUUUGACCAUGAAGGAUGCUCGACGCAGCUCUCUGAAUCCUCCGAAAGUGUGUAUCGAUGGAUGCGUGUGGUGCCGUUCAUUGUGCAUGGUAAAGUAUGAAGUGAUUCGUGGAACUCGUACUGAUGGCUUGAUGAUGUGUUCUUCCAUGACGAUAAAUGUAGUGUGGUUGAAUUUGACCAUGAAGGAUGCUCGACGCAGCUCUCUGAAUCCUCCGAAGUUAUGGAUUGGUUAUGUGAGUGAUGUCUAA
Messenger RNA from Ostertagia ostertagi, 5091 nucleotides. NCBI's taxonomy places the organism in Eukaryota, Metazoa, Nematoda, Chromadorea, Rhabditida, Trichostrongylidae. The record is from the annotation of a GenBank genome assembly.